Messenger RNA from Ectocarpus sp. CCAP 1310/34, 2625 nucleotides. Lineage: Eukaryota; Phaeophyceae; Ectocarpales; Ectocarpaceae. The record is from the annotation of a GenBank genome assembly.
ACCUAACACGGCUAACGCGGCGGAACUGUCGUUUGAAGUGGAUCAGUGGACCUCUCUCCUGCAAGACUCCUCCUGCAACCCACCGCCGACGGCGGAACUCUCUCGGUUCUCGUUUCGUAUCGGAGAGGAAGGAGAGAGAGGGCCAGGCGGGCGGCGGUGGAUGAAUACCUCUCAAUACCUCACUCACGUGAUCACUUGAGCUGCACACAAAUAGUCUACAUGACGCAGCUCAGACAUGUCCACGAAGCAUCAGGCACAGAAGCACCAGGGUGUCGCUUUCGUCUGGAAUACAUUUCUAGACACAUCAAGACCGGAGAUGUAUGGCACGUUGUUGUGUACGCAGAGGGUCGUUCGUACACAGCAAUGCAGCAGCAGCAAGCAGUGGAUGCCGUGGCAAAAAGUGGUGCCCGCACGGGGUCUGGAAGUAUGAGGCGUGGCGACGGCCCAGCGAUUACCGGCCCGGGCGAAUGUGAACGCGUUAUGUAUGCUGGUGGCCGGCAGUUCAAAGUUGUGCAGAGCUGGAGACUGAAGGAGGGACGCGGCGUUGAGAUCACCACCAAGCUCUUCGACCCCAAGGCUGUCAAGCGCGCAGCUGCUAGAAACAGCGGCACCUCGGAGGCUUGUGAAGCAGAUUUGUCCAAGGUGGCCCGCGAAAAAGCUGACGAGAUCAUGAAGGGCAAGCGAGAGGCAGCUCGGAGAGCGGGCGUACCACAAGCCCGCGGGCAAGGUGGUGGGGCAGACAGUCACAUGUCUUGUCCCGUCAUCAGGGCGGCGGCGAGGCAGCUUUCUCCAAUUUUUCUAGUGGCCGGACUACAUCAACUUCAAGAGGAUCUGGAAAUCGGAGAAGGGNCCACCAAGCUCUUCGACCCCAAGGCUGUCAAGCGCGCAGCUGCUAGAAACAGCGGCACCUCGGAGGCUUGUGAAGCAGAUUUGUCCAAGGUGGCCCGCGAAAAAGCUGACGAGAUCAUGAAGGGCAAGCGAGAGGCAGCUCGGAGAGCGGGCGUACCACAAGCCCGCGGGCAAGGUGGUGGGGCAGACAGUCACAUGUCUUGUCCCGUCAUCAGGGCGGCGGCGAGGCAGCUUUCUCCAAUUUUUCUAGUGGCCGGACUACAUCAACUUCAAGAGGAUCUGGAAAUCGGAGAAGGGCGAGGACUUCAAGGAUCCUGGCCGCACUCUGUUCCUCUCGACACGGUCGCCCCGGACGGACAUGCUGCGUGGAAGGGGAUGUGGGAACACCUGGGCACGUUUUCGGAAGCGCUGGCAUGCCCAAGGGUGAACCUACGAGAGGGGGACCCGGAGGAUGAGGUUGUCAAUUGGACCCGGUAUGAAGACGUUGAGAGGCCCGGGAAGAAGCCCCUCCAAAACCAACAAGUCGAGAAGGAGGGCAAGCUCUGCGACCUGUGGGCGGACUUCAAGAAGCACAAUUUUAUCGAGAAAUAUUCGCACGUUCCUGGGGCCGUCCUCACCUGCGCGCGGCAUCCCCAAACCACGCUCAUGGUGGCUAUUGUACACUUCAGUCCGCAGCUGUGGGAGGGCGGCGGAAGGGUUCACCAGACCGAGACAUGGAUUUUUGCUUCGGAGGACCCUGCACACGACUUCGACUUUCACCGCCACGCGCUAACUCAGAUUGCCGACUACUACUUGGAUGGGCCCGGAAGUGAUGCAACUGCCGCCGCUCGGGAAGCCCAACGGAUCCCCCGCAUGCACAUGUUCACGGACGGGUGCGCCAAGCAGUACAAGGGGAGGCGCAAUUUCCGUUUUCUGGCUGACAGUGUGCUGCAGCUUGGCUUUAUCGUCGAACACCAUUUUGCGGCCACCUCUCACUUCAAAGGCUGCCACGACGGGAUCGGCGGUGUGGCGAAGAACGCCAUGAGGAUGUCCGAGCAACGUGGCGAUCUCAUCGCAGGGGCGGCUGGUGUGGUGAAAUUCUUUAAAGUGUACUUUGACCACAUCGGGGCUGGGAACAAGGAGCUCGCGGACUAUUUCGCCACGUGGUCGCCGUAUCGCAUCUGGCGUGUGCAUGUGAAGCUCAUCGGGCUGGGCGCUGUCUACAGGCCGGAGCAGCAGCUAAAAGGCAUCACAGGUACUCGAGACGCCUACCUCUUUGUAGGGGCCAACGCGGGGCUUACGGACCGCGCGACCACGACUAGGCGGGGGAGAGACGAAAGCGUUCCGGACGUGAUGGAGAAAGAUUGGUCACUUGCGAUGGGAACGGACGUGGGGGAGGUGGAGGGGACGGAGCUCACAGUGGAGGAAGAGGAGGAAGUAGAGUCGGAGAGGGAGGAAACGGAGCGGGGGUGCGAGGUGGUUCGCGCCGAGAAGGUCAUCCUCGCCCACGAGCUUUACGCCUCGGCCUUGUCUUGCUUUUGCUCAGCGUGCCGACGGCGCGAGUACAACAUGUGCUUUACGAAUAGCAUGUAUCCGGGGCAAGUCCCCGUGCUUAAAGCAGACGAAGUUGAGGAGACGGUCAUUAGGGUCACUGGGGUAGAUCCUGUGGUUGGAGUUGACCCCGUCCCUGGUAGAAAGAGAAAAUCGAAAGCAAUCGUGUUCGGCAAGGAGGAUUUCUGUAUGAUAAAGAGGGUGCCUGGUACGCAGUUCGACGAUUCUUUCUGCAACAGCACAUAG